This is a messenger RNA of Vitis riparia (riverbank grape), 1285 nucleotides long. Its product is annotated as ATP-dependent Clp protease proteolytic subunit 3, chloroplastic. Gene Ontology annotation, cellular component: endopeptidase Clp complex. Gene Ontology annotation, biological process: protein quality control for misfolded or incompletely synthesized proteins. NCBI's taxonomy places the organism in Eukaryota, Viridiplantae, Streptophyta, Magnoliopsida, Vitales, Vitaceae. Gene Ontology annotation, molecular function: ATP-dependent peptidase activity; serine-type endopeptidase activity; ATPase binding. The coding region runs from base 58 to 1020 and encodes 320 amino acids. The transcript is spliced from 5 exons. The record is from RefSeq and is a predicted model, not a curated record.
CUUUCCCGCAGUUUCUGAGGAAAAAGGAGAAGGAAAAGAAAGAGAGAAGAACCAGAGAUGGAGAGGAGCUUAACUCUAACGUAUGCAGCGUCAGCCUCAAGACCACUAUGCUUCAAUCGCAGUCCUUCAUCAUCAUCGUUAUGGCUUCCAAGCACUAGCAGAAGCAGUAGAAAGGGAAGAGCCGUUUCAAUGGUUAAGGCAUCCUCUGCCUCGAGACCGACCCUCGCUUCGAAUUGGGAUCUCUCCAGUCUUCAGUCUGCUUCAGCCCCCACUUGGAUGCCCAGAUUCGAAGAUCUUGACACCACUAACAUGCUCCUACGCCAGCGAAUCGUGUUCUUGGGCUCUCAGGUGGAUGACAUGACUGCAGAUUUGGUCAUAAGUCAGCUCUUAUUUUUGGAUGCUGAAGACCAGGAAAAGGACAUCAAGUUAUUUAUCAAUUCACCUGGUGGCUCUGUUACUGCUGGAUUGGGAAUAUAUGAUGCGAUGAAGUUGUGCAAAGCUGAUGUUUCUACUGUUUGCCUGGGGCUUGCUGCAUCUAUGGGUGCCUUUCUUCUUGCUUCUGGUUCAAAAGGAAAAAGGUUUUGCAUGCCAAAUUCAAGAGUGAUGAUCCAUCAACCUCUUGGAACGGCCGGGGGCAAGGCAACAGAGAUGGGGAUACGAAUCCGAGAAAUGAUGUACCACAAAAUUAAGCUGAACAAGAUACUGUCAAGAAUCACAGGGAAACCUGAACAACAGAUAGAAGCAGAUACUGACCGUGAUAAUUUCAUGAAUGCUUGGGAGGCAAAAGAGUAUGGAUUGAUUGAUGCAGUUAUUGAUGAUGGAAAGCCAGGAUUAGUUGCACCCACCGCAGAUGCAGGACCUCCUCCAAAAACGCGGGUUUGGGGUCUGUGGAAAGUUGAAGGGAGUAGGAAAGCCAAACAGAAUCUACCCUCAGAGCAUAAACUUUUGCAAAAAGGGCACCAAGGAGGUGAUGAUGAGAAAGGCACAGAACAAGAAAAGGAAGCAUCAUCACCAGUAUGAGGAUGAAGCCAGGAAUAUGGUUUGUUCACCUUGUAAUGUUUUACCGCUCACUGCAGUCAAAUUUGCUAAUUGUUUUGAGUGGCUUGAUCAAUGCGAAGCAUUUAGAGAAAUGGAACAAUUGUGAGGGAUCCUUCACACUUACUGAGUAGAAGUACUUAAGUCCCCCAUAACUUAAAAUUUUGCUUUUUACCCAAAAACAAAAUACACUAUUUGUAUUAGUGCAUGAAAAUUUUGUUGGCUCUAUGCUCUUGUAGUUUCAUUGUAA